Triplophysa dalaica is the source of this 412-nucleotide messenger RNA. Its product is annotated as histone H3-like. Gene Ontology annotation, molecular function: protein heterodimerization activity; structural constituent of chromatin; DNA binding. The transcript has a single exon. The record is from RefSeq and is a predicted model, not a curated record. The coding region runs from base 1 to 411 and encodes 136 amino acids. NCBI's taxonomy places the organism in Eukaryota, Metazoa, Chordata, Actinopteri, Cypriniformes, Nemacheilidae. Gene Ontology annotation, cellular component: nucleosome.
AUGGCAAGAACCAAGCAGACCGCCCGUAAGUCCACCGGUGGCAAAGCCCCGAGGAAGCAGCUCGCCACCAAAGCCGCCCGUAAGAGCGCUCCCGCCACCGGCGGCGUGAAGAAGCCUCAUCGUUACAGGCCCGGCACCGUGGCUCUGAGAGAGAUCCGCCGCUACCAGAAGUCCACCGAGCUGCUCAUCCGCAAACUGCCUUUCCAGCGCCUGGUGAGAGAGAUCGCUCAGGACUUCAAGACGGAUCUGCGCUUCCAGAGCUCCGCCGUCAUGGCUCUGCAGGAGUCCAGCGAGGCUUAUCUGGUCGGUCUGUUCGAGGACACAAACCUGUGCGCCAUCCACGCUAAGAGGGUCACCAUCAUGCCCAAAGACAUUCAGCUGGCCCGCCGCAUCCGCGGAGAGCGCGCUUAAG